CUCCGCUCCGGCCCCGUCCGCCUCCGGGCUCGCUGGGUCUUCUCGCGCUGUCCGGGUGUAAUCGGAGCAGCUGCCGCCAUGUCCGAGGCUUAUUUCCCGGUGGAGUCGGGGGCUCUGGGGCCCGACGAGAAUUUCCUGUCCCUCGACGACAUCCUGAUGUCCCACGAGAAGUUGCCGGCCCGCACCGAGACGCUCCUGCCCCGCCUGGGAGCCCUCUUUUUGGAGCGCAGCAGCGGCGGAGAAAGUGACCACGGCAUCCCUGAGGGCUCAAAAUUGGAAAUCCCUCUGUGGCUGGCAAAAGGACUUUAUGACAACAAAAGACGGAUCCUUUCUGUGGAGCUCCCCAAGAUUUAUAAAGAGGGGUGGAGGACAGUGUUCAGUGCUGAUGCCAAUGUGGUUGACCUCCAUAAAAUGGGCCCCCACUACUAUGCCUUUGGCUCUCAGCUUCUGCAUUUUGACAGUCCAGAGAACCCAGAUGUAUCUCAGACUCUCUUACAGACAUUUAUUGGACGUUUUCGCCGCAUCAUGGACUCCUCUCAGAAUGCCUACAAUGAAGACACCUCAGGCCUGGUGGCCCGGCUGGAUGAGCUCGAGCGGGGAUUGUUUCAAACCGGCCAGAAAGGGUUGAAUGAUUUUCAGUGCUGGGAGAAGGGUCAAGCAUCUCAGAUCACAGCUUCUAGCCUGGUUCAGAAUUACAAGAAGAGAAAAUUCACUGACUUGGAAGGCUGAAAGCGUGAAGGACACCAUGGCUACCAGGGACACUUUUAGACGUCUCCUAAAGAUGAGACCAACUGACUUUGUACAAGGGAACAAUCUUUUCCCAUUUUAUCUAUUGUUUCUUGAAAUACAUUUCUGGAGUGGGAUGGUUCUGUUGGGAAAAGGUGGGUUGGAAGAGGAUGGACCAGGCCUUCCACGGUGUGGAAAUUAUCUUUCACUUGUUUUGCAGCAUGAAUUGACUUGUUCCAAGAAUUUACAGUAGCCUUCAUGGAUGCCUGAACAAGUAAGGAUCCCUCAUAUUUCAAACUACUUACUAUAGCAAUCAAAUUAGAAUUCUAAGCACUUGUGUGAAGGGUUUGGAAUAUUGUCAAACCCCCAGGUCCAGGAGUGGCUGAGGGUGGGUACAAAUCACACCUGUAUUCAAAGAAACUCACCACAGUUGCCUGAGGGUAAUUUUCUUCCACUCCUUCUCAUUUUAUUAAAAGAAAGGUAAUAGCACCAA
Molecule: messenger RNA, 1219 nt
Organism: Vombatus ursinus (common wombat)
Lineage: Eukaryota; Metazoa; Chordata; Mammalia; Diprotodontia; Vombatidae
Gene: GINS3
Product: GINS complex subunit 3
Exons: 3
Coding region: 79-729 (216 amino acids)
Biological process (GO): mitotic DNA replication initiation
Cellular component (GO): GINS complex
Source: RefSeq, a predicted model, not a curated record